Molecule: messenger RNA, 2436 nt
Organism: Mycena citricolor
Lineage: Eukaryota; Fungi; Basidiomycota; Agaricomycetes; Agaricales; Mycenaceae
Source: the annotation of a GenBank genome assembly
GUCCGACCACCAUCUUCCUGCUCGUAGCUUGCAUUCAAGGCUGCUGCAAUGCUUCCGCCCGGGAUUCUUGCCGUCGUCAUCGCCGCGUGUCUAGGGCGUGGAGCGGUGUCUCAGUCGAGUAGUACCGGAAGCGCCCAUUCGAUCAGCUUCUCUGCAUCCCAGAGUUUUCCAACGACAACCGUGUCCCAGGUCGCAGUCGCGACGCUGACUGCCACCCCAUCCGGCUCGGCAGGGGCCCUUGUCCCAUCUCAAGCUGCUCUUCCCCCCGUUCAAGCCUGGUGUCCUUCCGAGAUCUUCUGCGCAGGCUCGGUUCUCCAGACGCUCAACCUGGCGGGUAUCUUCACGGACCCCAAAACCAUCGUCGACAAACCGACUUCGAAAAACAGGAGCACUGUGCUUGCUGAUUUUGCGGCGUUGAACAGCAGCGGCACCGCUCUCACGGAGGGCCAAGUCGUGAGCUUCGUGGACGCUGACUUUACCGGUGAAGGACAGGAACUCGAGGCUGUCGUCCUCCCUGGAUUCACCGCGACCCCAGCUUUCUUAAAGAACGUGACGGAUCCGCUCCUCAAGGCAUUCUCGCAGACGGUGAAUGGCUUCUGGACGCAGCUGGUUAGAGGCACAAAUUCCAGCACCCUCUGCGACGGGGUGAGAUGCGAAAGCUCACUCAUUCCUCUGAAUCACACUUUCGUCGUUCCCGGUGGCCGUUUCCGCGAGCAGUACUAUUGGGACUCGUAUUGGAUUGUGGAGGGCCUCUUGGAGUCCGAGUUGUUCACCAUCGUCAAUGACACACUCCAAAACUUCAUGGACGAGAUUGAGCGGUUUGGUUUCAUUCCCAACGGGGGGCGAAUCUACUAUCUCGAUCGGUCCCAACCACCGCUCUUCAUCCAAAUGCUCGCGCGUUACGUAUCUGCAUCGAACGACACGGGAAUCCUGACCAGAGCCCUGCCCAUCGCUGAGCGAGAAAUCGCUUGGUGGGCGGCCCAUCGAACGGUUACCGUGAAGAGCCCGCUCACAAACAAAACACACUCGAUGAUCCAAUACAAAGUGAACAACACUGCCCCACGACCGGAGUCGUACCUGACUGAUUACUUGACCGUCCACGAUCCAUCACAACCUUCGCUGAACGCAACGCAGUCUGCUGAUCUCUAUGCUGAGCUGGCCAGCGGUGCCGAAACAGGCUGGGACUAUUCGUCACGAUGGAUCACGGACACGAGCUCCAAUCUGCGCAAUUUGAAUGUCAGGAAGACGUUACCAGUCGAUCUGAACAGCAUCAUGUACAAGAACCGUGUGAUAAUGGCGGACUUGUAUAACAAGACCAGAAACGCAACCGCAGCAACGUCUCAUCGGGCUGCUGCGGCUACCAUCAAAGACGGUAUCUUGGACCUGUUUUGGAAUGCGACUAAACUUGCAUUCUACGACUUCAAUCUGGAUACGAACGCCCAAAACAAUGUCUUUACGAUGGCCGCGUUCUAUCCGUACUGGAGCGGCAUCAUUCCGGCGGAGAUUGCGCGUAACAGCUCGAACGCGUUCGGUGCCUUUGCGGCUGUGAAUAUGGUGCUCAAUAGAUACAAUGGGACAAUGCCCGUCUCGUUCAUCGAGACCGGGUUACAGUGGGAUGCUCCCAACGCAUGGCCGCCGCAUCAAUAUAUCGUUCUUCAAGCACUGGCCGCCUUGCCCUCGAAUGUGUCCCAGGGGUCUAUCCCCACUCCAGCUGCGGGGCAGAACACGUUCUCGCUCAUCCCCGCUGGCCAACUCGGCCUGUCAGAAUCGGCCCUUCCGCUGCAGAAUUACAAUGCGACUGUCAAUGUCACUUCGUCUGGCCCCGUUGCAGAUCUAAAUGCGCUGAAUGGCACUGUCUUCAAUGGAGGCAACGCGACAGGCGGGGGCUGGGCCGAGGCCCUGCGAGUGCAGCUUGCCAAUCGCUACUUCGCCAGUGCUUUGUGCAGUUGGCAUGCGACCGGGGGCUCUAUUCCAGGAGUGUUGCCGCGCUUGUCGGACUCUGAGUUGAACGUCACUCAAAGUGUCAAUAACACAGGCAACGUUCGUUUCAAUAUCUCUGCCUCUGCUGAUGUAGUCUCACCCCGUCCCUUGAAGAUGUUUGAAAAGUUCUCAAUCUCGGACAUCGACUCUGCUGGUCGCGGAGGGGAGUAUGUCGUCCAGGCCGGCUUUGGCUGGACAAACGGAGUCGUGCUGUGGAUCGCGAGCAACUAUGGGUCCUCGCUUGUGGCCCCACAAUGCCCUCCAGUAACACAAAUUGCGGCUGCAAGCCCAGCGAGUGCCAGCCCUAGUGGCACAUCGACUGGAUCUUCACUAUCGGCGACGCCGGCUGCGGCUUCGGCAACUCCCACUACCGGAGGCUCUUUCAACGUUCAAGUAUCGGGAUUGGGGUCUCUGCUUUCCUUGGCAACUGUGCUCGUGAUGUACGCAUUUGUAUAG